AUGGUGGGUGAAGGUGGUGGUGAAAGAGAUGAAGGUGAUAGUGGAAGUGGUUGUGGUGGUGACGAAGCUAGAGGUGGUGGUUGUGGUAGUCAUGGUGGUGGAGAUGGUGGUUGUAGAGGUGAAGGUGGUAGUGGUGGCGGCGGCAUGGUGGUGUUAGUGGAGGUGGAUGUGGUGGAGGAGAAGGAGCAUGUGGUGGUGCUGGCGAUGGCAUUUGGUGGUGGUGGUGGAGAUGGUGGAGUUGCAUGUGGAGGUGGAGGUAAUGUCACUUUAAAAAAAUUAUGA
This is a messenger RNA of Prunus armeniaca (apricot), 282 nucleotides long. Lineage: Eukaryota; Viridiplantae; Streptophyta; Magnoliopsida; Rosales; Rosaceae. The record is from the annotation of a GenBank genome assembly.